GUUCUCGAAGCUCGAGACGAAAAACUCCACUCGUUGGACACAGAAAUCUUGAAUAUGGGACAACAACAGGUGAAAGCCAAUAAGCAAGUGGAGGAUUUGAGAAAGACAAAAAAGAAAAUGCAAGUCAAAUGUGAAAAGCUGGAGAACAUAGUGGAUGAUCAGAAGACUAAGCUGACAAUGACAGAGAAGAAGAUUGAAGAGCUUAGCAAAGUAGUCGAAGAAUAUAAACGUAGAGACAGUCUUGGACUCUYUGAUGAUUCAGAAGAAGAAUCAGACCUUAGCAGYAGUACGUCUUCACCCUCGUUCGGUGACCUGUCGACAAAACGAAAARCACGGAAAAAGAAAAGAACAAAGGCUGAAAAAGCAGCACAAAAACGAAAGCAAAAAGAAAUGAAGGGUGGUAAAAAGAAGUCUGAAAAAUACGAGAAACGAGGGGCUCAGAAGUCUGAUGAAGAAGAAAAAGUAGACUCUCAAGCGGAUGUACGAAAAGAAGAAACAAAGUCAGAACAGAUUGUGAUAAGACCAGUCGAUAUUGAAAACUCAGAGAUCUACCAAAACCUGAACGCAAAAUUUAAACAAGUCUGCAAUGAGCUCCAUGUCGAGCGGGAAAAACUGGCUCAAACAGAGAAAGAGUUUGAAAAACUAAAGAAAAAAAAGAUCAAAUACAUUCAAGAAAAGGUCGACCGAAAGAUUGAAAUGGAGCAACUGAUUCGAAAGCAAGAAGUCGAAACAGAAGAACUACGAGAUAAAAUUGCAAACUUUGAAAUGGAGACGAAGAAGCUGAAGAGUGAAGUUGAGAGCAAUGAAGAAAUGAUUCAGUACCAGGAGAAGCGUAUCACUCAAUAUACUGAAGAAAUCCAACAUUUAGAAGAUCGGGUGAUGGGCUCCUUACCAGAAACCCCGGCCAUGAGUUCCAAUAGCUUCGCGCAGACAGGAGCUAGUCGUCGUGGAAGAAGAACACUCGAGCCCCCGACCGCCCGCCAAAUGAUGACUAAAAUAAAACAACAAUAUGAAUCAGAGAUACAGAGUCUGAAGGACUUCUUGGCCAAGGAAAAUUAUCGGUAUCAAGCAGACUCAAGACGCAAAGAACAAGAACACAAGAGAGAUAUACAGAAUAUUCAUAAAGAGUCGUUGCAGGUGUUGAGAUGCAUCAAUCGAUUCAAGGAAGGAGCAGCCAAUCUAUUAGACCGCGAAAACCUUUCUGCAGAGGCAUAUGCCAUGAGGAUGUUACCUCCACUAACAAUGGAUGAAUCACCAGCAGAGAUCAGACAAAUGCUGGCUAAAAUGGCUAUCCUUUGUAAUGAACUGCUCAUCUCUAUGGAGCUUCAGCUGUCCAAGGCUUUGAUGAGCAAGCGAUUGGAGGUAAAAGACACAUCCAACGCACGUACAAUCUAUCAGAAGAAACUGGAGAGUCAGGCAGCUGCUCUUCGUAAAGCCAAAGAUGUGGGCGCCCGGCAGGCCCACAAGCUGAAGACUGCUAGAGAAGAGAUGGUUGAGUAUGAAGCUCAGGCAUUUAGGUUUAAACUACRAGAGGGAGAAAAGAAAGAGGUAUUGGAGGAGCGCUACAAGGAACUAUACAGUGAAUAUAUGGCGCUGAGAAAAGAAGGAAUAGCAGCUCGUAAAUUAGAAAGAACAGAACGAGAAAAAGACGAAGAGAUCAACAGAAAAGAAGCACUCAUCAUGAAGCAGAUGCGAAAGGAGAAGGCGUUACAACGAGCAUUAGACGAACAAAGAAAGAUAAUAGCAAACCUAACAUCAGCGUGGCAGAUGAGACGUUUUGGCCAAUACUACAUCACAAAAUCCGAACAGGUGCAAAAUCUAGAGACACUCAAAGAAGCUUUGCACGAUGAUCGAAUAAGAAGAGGAUCAUAUGAGAUGACAACUAAUCUUAUCAAAGAAGCAAUAGAACUGCCAAAGAGGCGCUUUAUCGAGUUGGUUCAAAAAUACUACCGUCAAGUGAAGUUGAAAGUAAUGCAAGAACGAGUAAAGAGAGCGAGACUAGAGGAAAACCUGGGAGAUAAAUUUGUCUACAUACUGACUCGCCUCAGCCAAGAGGCAGAUAUACUCCUUUCCCAGCCUAAAGUACUAACGGUACGUGCAGGGGAGACCCAAGAAAUUUCUACUGGUAUACCAGACUUGUUUGAAGCAGUCAAGAUACUCAAAGCAAGAGAAAGGGCAAAGGAAAUGAUGACGACGACGAGAGAAGCCUCAAGGAUUCCUGGGGAAAUAAGUCCACCCAUGGGAGUCAAGAUCCAAUACUCGGGUCAUGAUCACGCGUGGAAACUAAAGAACAAGCCAUCUCCUUCUCAAGUGGUCAUAGCAACGCCUCGAAUACUGGACCUCGACGUAAACAUGACACGAAUUGCUGCUCAUCAGAUUCUUUCUCACGUAAGCAAGAUGUCGUGGAAUCAAGCUUCACAGAGUCUACCCUCGCUUAAAACUGUCACAUCAAGAAAAUUCCCAGCAAUUCAAAAAUCCUUGAGUCAGCCGGCACCAAGGAGAGAAAAUCUCUUGGGGGAAAAGAGAGCCUUGGCGCUUCCACCAAUCGCCACAUUCUACUCCUCAGAAGAUAUACAGCAGCAGAAAUACACGAAAAUCAAGCAAUGAAUAAAGACGAAAUAUGUAUUCGAAAUCUACUCGUUUUAUU
Molecule: messenger RNA, 2647 nt
Organism: Actinia tenebrosa (Australian red waratah sea anemone)
Lineage: Eukaryota; Metazoa; Cnidaria; Anthozoa; Actiniaria; Actiniidae
Source: RefSeq, a predicted model, not a curated record